This is a messenger RNA of Diorhabda carinulata, 958 nucleotides long. RefSeq names its product pseudouridine-5'-phosphatase-like. Bases 149 to 850 code for a protein of 233 amino acids. The record is from RefSeq and is a predicted model, not a curated record. Gene Ontology annotation, molecular function: phosphatase activity. NCBI's taxonomy places the organism in Eukaryota, Metazoa, Arthropoda, Insecta, Coleoptera, Chrysomelidae. The transcript is spliced from 4 exons.
GACAAGUGGGGUGAGCAUGACAAAAGGAAAAAAUAUAUGACAAUGACACGUCCAAAGUGACCGUGAAAAUAUAGGUUAGGAACAUAGUGCAAGUGUUUAAAAUUUUGUAUUAUUUAUAAUAAGCAAUAAUUGAUUAGAAAACAAAAAAAUGAGUGCCUGCAGACCAUUGAAACGAGUUACACAUGUAAUAUUCGAUAUGGAUGGUGUACUAUUAGAUACUGAAAUAUUAUAUACAAAAGCCACACAAAAUAUCCUAGAUAAAUAUGAAAAAACAUUUACAUGGGAAGUUAAAACUCAAAUGAUGGGUUUACACGGUUCUGAAAUGGCUAAAAGAAUCGUCGACGUUUAUGAAUUGCCUUUAACUCCUGAGGAAUAUUACAGUCAAGCAAUGGAACAAUAUAAAAUCAUCAUGCCUCAAUGUCAAUUAAUGCCAGGUGCUUUUAAAUUGGUAAAACACCUUCAUUCAAAUAAUAUUCCAAUUGCAGUAGCUACCUCAUCAUCUCAGGAAAGUUUUGAUCUAAAAACCCAAAAUCACAAAGAUUUUUUUUCACUAUUUAGUCAUAUUGUUUGUGGUGGUAGUGAUCCUGAUGUCAAGGCAGGAAAACCAGCUCCUGAUAUAUUUUUAACUUGUGCGAAAAGAUUUUCAGAUCCGCCCCAUCCAGAAAAGUGUUUAGUAUUUGAGGACGCUCCGAAUGGAAUUCUAGCAGCUCUGGCUGCUGGUAUGCAAGCUGUGAUGAUUCCAGAUGCAAAUGUAGCUCCAGAACUUAGGAAAAAUGCACACGUCGUUAUAGACAGAUUAGACAAUGCUCCCUUAGAACUAUUUGGUUUACCAAGUAUCAAAGGUUGUUAAAUUUUAUUAGUAAAAAAAGUUGAUAUAAAAUUUUCCGAUUUAUUAAUUUGUAUGAUUUACCAACGGCACAAACAUUUUAGAUCCAAAAUAAAUAUUUGAAAAAACAAA